Molecule: messenger RNA, 684 nt
Organism: Dermacentor andersoni
Lineage: Eukaryota; Metazoa; Arthropoda; Arachnida; Ixodida; Ixodidae
Source: RefSeq, a predicted model, not a curated record
UGCCAGUUUCUUUAAAUUUUACCUACGGAUUUUCUUGUAAUUCUUUCAUUCUCUUGCAGCACCUAUGGGUAUCCUAUGCCACGAGUGUCAACGCUCACCGGUCGAGCAUGCCUCUGAUACAGUAGAGGACUUCCAAGCUCCGCUAACAGUUCGGCACUGGGCACUGCACCCGGGACACUUUACCGACGUUCCUCGAAUAGUGAACGUUACCUUCGAGUCAUUCCACCUGCCAAUUAAAGUCUGCCUAGACCGCUUCAGUUCAAACGGUACCAAGGUGGCAACGUACAGCGACCUUUGCCAAGAGACAGGCAGCAAAGUGAAGGCCAUUCGGUACAGCGUGAAGAAAGUUUGCGCCGGCGAAGAAUCAUCAAGUUGUCACUCGCUCCGAUUCUCCGUAACGGCGUUAUCGAGAAAAGCGGGCGGCCCUUUCCUGGAGUGCACAGACCCAGGUUGUCAGCUUCCUGACCAAACGAAAAUUCUGAUCACAUAUGACAGUAAGUAUAGUUUCUUUACCUUUUGCUCGGCAAAAUUACAGGUUACACUACUCCAGCGUGUAUUCGCAGUGGUUUCAAAUUUGGUGUAACGAUUACGGGACAGAACAUAAUACUGCUGAAAAGAAACUCUCAGUUUGCGCUGCCCCAUUGCACGCUCUUGAUCAGUUGUCCUUGUUGUUUUUAUUUUGCG